Messenger RNA from Rattus norvegicus (Norway rat), 3820 nucleotides. It is a transcript of the gene Klhl26, whose product is annotated as kelch-like family member 26. The record is from RefSeq and is marked provisional. Lineage: Eukaryota; Metazoa; Chordata; Mammalia; Rodentia; Muridae. Bases 75 to 1895 code for a protein of 606 amino acids. The transcript is spliced from 3 exons.
CAGGUUCCGCCCGCUGCCCAGGCCUCGGUCUCCGGGUCCGCGCGCCGCUCCAUCGCUCGGGCGCGCGGCGGAAGAUGGCGGAGUCCGGCGGCAGCAGCGGCUCUGGCCAGAGCCCCGAGCGCCCGAGCAGCUUGGCUGACAGGAAUGGGGCCCUCAAGUGCACCUUCUCUGCGGCUGGCCAUAGCACUGGCCUCCUGCAGGGCCUGGCUGCCCUCCGUGCACAGGGCCAGCUGCUCGAUGUGGUCCUCACUGUCAACAGUGAAGCCUUCCAUGCACACAAGGUGGUCUUGGCGGCCUGCAGUGACUACUUUAGGGCCAUGUUCACUGGCGGCAUGCGUGAGGCCAGCCAGGCCGUCAUCCAGCUGCAGGGUGUGUCUGCACGUGGCCUGCGUCACAUCAUCGAUUUCGCCUACAGUGCUGAGGUAACACUGGACCUAGACUGUGUGCAGGAUGUGCUGGGUGCUGCCGUGUUUCUGCAGAUGCUGCCGGUGGUGGAGCUGUGCGAGGACUUCCUAAAAGCUGCCAUGAGCGUAGAGACGUGCCUGCACAUUGGCCAGAUGGCUACCACCUUCAGCCUGACAUCACUUCGUGAGUCAGUAGAUGCCUUCACAUUCCGCCACUUUCUGCAGAUAGCAGCAGAGGAGGACUUUCUGCGCCUGCCACUCGAGCGCCUUGUCUUCUUUCUGCAGAGCAACCGGCUACAGAGUUGUGCAGAGAUUGACCUGUUCCGUGCUGCUGUGCGCUGGCUGCAGCACGAUCCGGCCCGCCGUGCCCGCGCCAGCCUCGUGCUACGCCAUGUGCGCUUCCCGCUCAUGCAGCCUGCUGAGCUGGUGGACAGUGUGCAGACACUCGACGUCAUGCUGGACGAUGCCCUGUGUCGCCAGUACCUGCUGGAGGCCUUCAGCUACCACGUGCUGCCCUGCCGCCAGCAUGACAUGCAGUCUCCACGCACAGCUGUGCGCUCCGAUGUGGCGUCCCUGGUGGCCUUCGGAGGCACACCGUAUACCGACAGUGACCGAGCUGUCAGCAGCAAGGUGUUCCAGUUGCCUGAGCCUGGGGCCCGCCACUUCCGCGAGCUCACGGAGAUGGAACUGGGCUGCAGCCACGCGGGCGUGGCUGUGCUGGAUAACUUCGUGUACGUGGCUGGCGGCCAGCACCUGCAGCACCGCAGUGGCGAGGGCGCCGUGGACGCCUGCUACCGCUAUGAUCCACAGCGCAAUCGCUGGCUGCGGCUGCGGGCACUGCGUGAGAGCCGCGUACAGUUCCAGCUCACUGCACUGGGUGGGCUGCUGUAUGCCACUGGUGGCCGCAAUCGUGCGGGCAGCCUGGCGUCUGUCGAGCGCUACUGCCCACGCCGCGACAGCUGGGACUUUGCCUGCCCACUCAAGCGCCGCACCUGGGGCCACGCGGGGGCUGCGGCUGCUGGUCGCCUCUACAUCUCGGGUGGCUAUGGCGUCUCAGCGGAGGACAAGAAGGCACUGCAGUGCUAUGAUCCAGCAGCCGACCGAUGGGAACCCAGGGCGCCCAUGCGUGAGCCCCGCGUGCUGCACGCUAUGUUGGGCGCUGCUGGCCGCAUCUAUGCCCUAGGUGGCCGCAUGGACCACGUGGACCGCUGCUUUGAUGUGUUGGCUGUGGAGUACUACGUGCCAGAUGCUGACCAGUGGACCAGUGUGACCCCCAUGCGUGCUGGUCAGUCAGAAGCUGGCUGCUGCCUGCUGGAGAGGAAGAUCUACAUUGUGGGUGGCUACAACUGGAGGCUGAACAAUGUCACAGGCAUUGUGCAGGUGUACAACACUGAGACGGAUGAGUGGGAGAGAGACCUGCACUUCCCCGAGUCCUUUGCAGGCAUUGCCUGUGCUGCUGUCCUGCUGCCCCGCUCAGGUCAUGGGAGGUAGCGCGGGAUCCCGGCCUGGCUGUGUUCCCCACAGGUGUAGACCCCGGCUAGGGGCUCCCCACCUCCCAGCCCCAAGUCAGCAGAGAGAUCUGGUCCCAAAGGUUUGGGCACCAUGGCAGCCGUUGCCUAAGGGAAGACCUGCUCUGUCCUGUGUUGUUAGGUCUUGAUUUCCCACAACCCUAGCCCAACAGACAGAAGCUUGUAGAUGUAAAGCACCCAGUCCUGGGAGAAACAGCUCUCCCUGUCUCCUGACUGAAAUCUUCUGUCCAAAUCCUAGCCUGGAUUUCCCCAUGGGAUCCACAGGCAGAGAGAGACUGCUCAGACUUACCCUCUGAACUCCAUGCAGGCACCAUGGAACACUCAUGCACGCACACAAUCAAAUGAGCAAGGUUGUAAAUCAGCUCUCGGGUGCCUGGACAGCAUUCAGGAGCCAGGAGCCAGAGAGUUUCCCAGAGGCACCCUGACAGGUGACAGAUGCAGCCAAGCUCCCUGUCUGCCUUGACUUGUGGACUCCGGAGCAUCCCAAAGAGGCUCCCUGUCCAGUUAACCCAGCAUUCUUUUUUUUUUUUUUUUUUUUUUUUUUUCCGGAGCUGGGGACCGAACCCAGGGCCUUGCGCUUCCUAGGUAAGCGCUCUACCACUGAGCUAAAUCCCCAGCCCCUAUAACCCAGCAUUCUUUGCCUGUGCCAUCCACUUGUAGAAGAACACCAAGCCAAGUGUGGCCUGUUCGGUACUCUGGAGGCUAAUGAGGGAGGGUCAUUGUGAGUCCCUGGCCAGCCAGGGCCUCAAAAUAAGACUGUCUCAAAGCCCCAAAACAUCGAGGAAAUCCACAGAAACCAAAAGCAGAGGAAACACGAAAGCCACCUCAGGUGAGGUAGCCUGUCAGAUGGCCUGGGAGGAGAGCCAGCCGGGUGCCCAUCUCCUAUGUUCGCUGCAGAAAGCCAUGUCCCCAGGUCUGGCCCACCCAGGGUGGGGUGGUGGGAAGUGCUAUGACAGCAUGAACCCCAGCAGCCUCCCAAGAUGGCAGCCUGCUGUUUUGCUGUUUAAACCCUGAACUCUCACCCUCAUGUUUUCUUUGUUUCUUAUUUAAGGAAGCCAGCCCCACUGUCUUCCAAAUGAGAGUGUUCUCUGGUGAUCUAAACUGUCCCCUGCUGCUCACAGACGCGGAUGUCACCAUUGUGCGGCCGCUCGGCACAUGAGUAAUUAACCCUAGUCCUUUGCCUCAGCCUCUGCUGACAAGUCCUUUGAUUUAAUAAAGGCGUUAUGGAGGAAGGAUGGAGCAGACCUGGUGUUCAGUCCCUGCAGCCUGUGUGACCUCGGGCUUAGGGGGCCCCUCUCUAUCUCCUUUUCUCCAACCUCCCUGCUGAACAGGGAGCUGCAGGGCUGCUGCGUGUCUGGGCUGGGCUUAGGGGCCAGGCUUGUUGGGCAGCCUAGAAGAGGAGUACACAGGAGGCCGUGGAGGGACCUCUUCAUAGGAGGCUACAGCCCCCAGGAGCUACAGUCUCUGCUCAGUCAUACCCCCCAACUGCAGAUAAGCUUCUGAGGCCAUGGUUGGUCAGUCAGCAGACCUGUCUCCAUUCUCCCAGAGGCUUCCCCUGUCGGGGAGGGGGUGACCUUCAGGAUCCUUGCCCUAGCCCAGCACAGGAUCACAGUUGGGGACAAGUGACUGACACUCAGAACAGUUCACUAAGAAGACUUAUGUUGUCCCCUCCACCUCAUCCCAAGAUCACUUCCCUGCUAUUCCAGCCACCUCCUCAGUAAGGCUCAGGUGGUGGCUACUAAAAUCCGAACUGAUCUAUAGCCCAGGCUGCCAGGGCUCCAAGCAACCCACGGAGACAUUCUAGCUGCCUUCUGCAGAGGGGCAGGGUGAAGUGUCUGCCAGCCACAAGUCCCCCAGAUCACAUAGCACCUCACAACAUCUUGUCCC